GUUGGUGUUGGUCAGCAUUUUGUGUAAAGGAUGGCGUACAGGGCCAGGUACCGGUACACCAACACAGACGGAAGAGUGCGUAGUGCAAUCACAUGGGCCUCCAUAACCGCCGAAUUGCUUUCCCCUUCCAUAGUAUCUUACAGAAAACAGAAUACAAGGGCGUAGCCGGAGGGAGCAGUUUCAUUUUCGGCAUCCGGUGCAGUUCCAUUUUUCCAUUCUUUCAACUCCUCCCUCGUCAAUAAAGUUAUGGAUGAUUGCCCCACUCACCAUCAGCUGCAGCUGCAGGCGCAGGCGCAGGAUUCUAAGGAGUUGGAGUUCGAUCUCGGAUCCGACGAGCCUGAGGCCGCCCCUCUCCCCCUCGCCGUUACUUCCAGGGUUCUGCACAUGUUCGGAGACAUCGCAGCAGGCCCCGCUUAUAGCUUUUCGAAAUGGCUAGAACUCGUCCGUAAACGUAACGGCAAACAUCGCCCUUCUGCCUUCCACAACCGCCCUCAUCCACCCUUCAACAUGCCUUAUGGUGUAGAAGAACUUGUCACUGAGUCCAGAAGUCUUCCUGCUACUGAGCAAUCAACUGAAACCAAUUUGUGGGAUAGGCUCGCUAAAGCUUCAAUGAUGGACAUUGAAUCGAGCUCUUUUUCGUGGGAUAGGCUCCUGUCUCUUCACCGCACUGAACACAGUAGCAGCACUGAACAUUCAGAAGACGAGAUGAAUAAACCCCUUGAGGUCACUGUAAAUUCUGGUGGAGUCGUUUUCUUUGCGCUCUUCAGUCAGCUUGGUUAUGACGAUAACUUUCCAAAGGAAGCAGCUGCUGUUAUAAAGAUAUCAUCUUCAAGAAUGGCUACACAAUCUGAACGUCUGGGCUACGAAUUUGCCAAGUGGCUUGGAGUUCAAACUCCACAGGCUAGAGUUAUUCAUAAUUCUAGCAUGGAAUGGCUCCAAAUAAAAGAAGCUGCAGAGAAGGCACGAGAUGUUGCCUGUUUAGAGGGUGACGAGGUUGGUGAAAUGACAUGUUCUGAACUAUUGGAAGCACUCGAAUUAAGCAGAUGCCUUUUUCUAAUGAGCUAUGUCCACGGGUCUUCUUUAUUAGAAAGUUCAAGUGCAUUUGAAUCACGGGAAGUAGCCGAGAAAUUAGCAGCUGCUAUUGGAAGGAUCUUGUUAUUGGACCUUGUCAUCAGAAAUGAAGAUAGGCUACCUUGCCGUCUUCUUCGUUGGCGUGGAAAUUCUGCAAAUUUGCUCUUUGCCGAUAGAGUAACAUGUGCAAGUAUGAAUGCAUUUGAGGAAGCCUUUGAUUCUGCUAUUAAGCGAUAUAGACCAAAGGUUGUUACUAUGCUUCAGAAGGAAAGAAGGGCAACUUCAGUGGACAGUAGACUGAGUUCUAAUUCAAGUCUGCUAUUAGAGGCCUCUGAACUUUGUGACAUUAUUGAAUCCCCAAAAUCUAGUAACCUAAGUGUAAAAAGUCAAAUAUCGGACGAUAUGAUGACUUGUGAUUUUAGCAUUGUGGCUAUUGACUCCGGUGUACCUCGUCGACCCCCAGCUGGAAAACGUGCUAAUGACCAGUCAAUUUACCCCAAGUUAGUUGAGUUGCUACUUAACAGUUCUGAGUUCUCCUCUAAUUUAUUACAUGACAUUACAGGAGGGAAAUUAGGGUUCCCUUCAUUAGCCGAUGCCAACUCAACCACUGGUAUACAGUUCACGGAUAUGACUUCCAUUGUCCAUGAAUUUCGUUACGGGUUCCGUGCUGCUCUUAGGGAUCUGCAAGGAUUUCACAUAUUUUUGCUUACACUUCACCAAAAGUUGGACAACUCACUACGAGCAUUCAUGAAUAUCAUAAAUAAAUUUCCCUUGGGGGAAUCUGAUAAAGAAGAUUCAGGGGUUCCUGAGUCCCAUUCGCAAGUUUCUGCCACUUGUCAUUGUCUAUCUCCACGUGGUAAGGAACGAGCCUCUAAUGACAGUAGUGUGGAUUUUACAGAUUCAGCUCCAAGAUCAUCGUCAUUAGGAAAUAAAGAAAGCUCAGACUCAACUUCUCCCUUGUCACGAGAUAGCUCACAAGGAAAGUUAUACAGGGGAAGUGCAGAGCCCAUUCGUAGCCUUCGUUUGACUGCAAAGCUUCGAGACUUCCAUAAAUUUGCCAAGGUUGAUGCUGAAUCAAACAAAGAAUUGGAUAUGUGGAAUGAAGUGCUAAAGAAUGAAGCGGUUAAACUCUGCCAAGAGAACAAAUUUAAUACUGGGUUUUUUGAGGGCAGCGAUAGUCAUGGAGUUGUCGAUGCUUAUGAAUUGAAGGUGAGACUUGAGCACAUUCUUGAAAGGAUUGCACUAAUAUCUGAGGCUGCAAAUACAGAAAGGCCUUCUUCAGUUACAGCUGCCUUGUUUAUAGGGGGUGCCUUGGCUGCAAGAUCUGUUUACACUCUUCAGCAUCUAGGAGUCACUCAUAUCUUAUGUCUUUGCUCAAAUGAAAUUGGACAGUCAGAUUCUCAGUUUCCUGAUUUAUUUGAAUACAAAAAUUUUUCCAUAAGUGAUAAUGAAGACUCAAACAUCAGCAGUAUCUUUGAAGAAGCUUGUGAUUUUAUUGAUGACAUUGAAAGUAAGAGUGGAAAGGUUCUGGUUCAUUGCUUUGAAGGGAGAAGCAGAAGUGCCACAUUAGUUCUUGCUUACCUGAUGCUCAGAAAGAAUUAUACACUGUUAAAGGCAUGGAGUGCUCUGAAACGAGUUCACCGUCGAGCUCAGCCUAAUGAUGGGUUUGCUAAAAUAUUACUAGAAUUAGAUCGACGAAUACAUGGAAAAGUUUCGAUGGAGUGGCAAUCACGGAAACCAACGAUGAAAGUUUGCCCAAUUUGUGGGAAAAAUGCAGGUCUGAGUAGUAGCUCAUUGAAGCUUCAUCUGCAAAAAUCACACAAGAAACUAUCAUCUGGGAGUGUAGACAGUGCAAUGACAAUGGAAAUACAGAAAGCAUUAACAGCUCUGAGAAUUAGUCGUGGGGGAAGCGUAAGCCCCACCCAGAGGCAAUCUCUUCUCAUCUUGGAUGAAUAGGGGCUGAUUCAUCACUUCUUUUCGAUUCUAUUGCAUGACUUCUUGUCACUAGAAAAAGUGAUAGAAAUAUCUGAUAUUUUUGUACGGAUUUCACAUCUAUUUAUUGAAAUAGUUCUCUAAAGAAAGGUUUUCUCUGGUUUUUGGUAUUGAUUUUU
Molecule: messenger RNA, 3182 nt
Organism: Momordica charantia (bitter melon)
Lineage: Eukaryota; Viridiplantae; Streptophyta; Magnoliopsida; Cucurbitales; Cucurbitaceae
Product: dual specificity protein phosphatase family protein
Biological process (GO): cortical microtubule organization; response to abscisic acid; protein dephosphorylation
Molecular function (GO): phosphoprotein phosphatase activity
Source: RefSeq, a predicted model, not a curated record